Messenger RNA from Acanthamoeba castellanii str. Neff, 261 nucleotides. RefSeq names its product subtilisin, putative. The transcript is spliced from 4 exons. The record is from RefSeq and is a predicted model, not a curated record. Lineage: Eukaryota; Discosea; Longamoebia; Acanthamoebidae. The coding region runs from base 1 to 261 and encodes 86 amino acids.
AUGGCCACUGAGGGUAAGUACAUUGUUUCGUUCAAGGCUGGAACUGACAAGGCCACCGUGGCUCAGCAUGCUGCCAAGAUCGAAGCUGCCGGUGGCAGCGUGACGCACAAGUGGUAUGAGUCUGAGACGCCUGUUGUCAACGGCUUCGCCGCCACCAUCCCCGACACCGUUCUUCAGGCCGUGCACUCUGCGCCCGAGCUCGACGUCAUUGAGGCCGAUGGUCCCGUAACGGCGUUCGGCAGCAACCUCAUUCAGCAGUAG